UCUUACUUUUUAUUUUUAUUUUGUUGAACCCCUCCGCCGCUCGAUAACGUUUGACGAUAAAAACAUAAUAUUUUCGAACGAUUGUUCAUCAACAUAAAAGUUUUAGCUGAUUCAAUCAAAUCAACGACUUCAUCUUCUUCAUCAAUCAUCUCCUAAUCACAGACAAUAACAAAAUGCCCCCUGCGUUAAUCAACGCAAACCCAGUUGUAUACGAGAAGAAAGAACGCCCGGCUAGAAGCAGACCCGGUGAUGCCGGUUUUGAUGAAUAUUCAACUGAACUUAUUGAUCAAUUAGAAGUUUUUGACCAUAUAAGAGAUAUUAAAGAUCCGGAGCAUCCGUAUUCGCUAGAAGAGCUUAAGGUGAUCACGGAAGAUGCUGUUGAGGUAGAUGACAAGCGCAGUUAUGUUCGUGUCACUUUCACUCCAACGGUUGAGCAUUGUAGUAUGGCGACUAUAAUUGGGCUUUGUUUGCGGGUUAAACUUAUGCGCAGCCUGCCUUCUCGUUUCAAGGUUGACAUAAAGGUGGCUCCUGGGACUCAUGCAACCGAAGAUGCAGUGAACAAGCAAUUGAAUGAUAAAGAACGUGUUGCCGCAGCUUUAGAGAACCCGAAUCUCGUUGAUAUGGUUGAUGAAUGUUUAACACCAUCUUAUGAAUGAAUGUUACAUCUAAUGCAAGAACCAAUCACUUGAGAAUCUCAUUUGAGCGAGUAUUUGUACGCCUGCAGUUUUCUUUUAGCAACAAUUUGUUUUUUAUAUCUAUAUAAUUGUAUUCUUAGUGAUUUUUAUUUGAUGUACUAUAUAAAAGUUGCUAUUCUUUUUUGUU
Messenger RNA from Helianthus annuus (common sunflower), 822 nucleotides. RefSeq names its product protein AE7. Gene Ontology annotation, biological process: iron-sulfur cluster assembly. The record is from RefSeq and is a predicted model, not a curated record. The coding region runs from base 174 to 656 and encodes 160 amino acids. The transcript has 6 exons. Lineage: Eukaryota; Viridiplantae; Streptophyta; Magnoliopsida; Asterales; Asteraceae.